AUGUGGGAUUCCAGCAAGCACUUGUGUUCCCCUGAACAGCCCAGGACCAACUCCCUGGGUCCCAGGGACAGGAGGCAGAGGAAAAACCACACCAACAAACUGCAAGAGCUGGCAUUGCUGCUACCUGUGGCCCUGAUGGCCGGUACCAAGAAGCUCACCAAGAAGGACAUCCUGCUGCACAUCCUGCACUAUAUUCACUACCUCCAGAGAAACAUCGAUGCGGCCAAGGCCUUGCUUGAAUUCCACACCACCAACGGGCACGGUGGACUGGAGGGGCUGGGUUGGAAGCCGGCCGCAGGCCCAGCAGAGUGGAGACACUCCACCCCGUCCAGCAACCCACACUCUCAUGAGUCCCAUCUUUGGGGAGGCUGCCAGAAACCUCGGAAGAAGAAGCUGGCCCAAGCAUCAGAACGCCAGACCCGGGCCCAGAACCCUCGUCGCUGUCUGGCCCUGGACAAGCCUGAGAAGCAGGUGACCCCAUCCCCAGACCAGAGAGGAGGAAACAUGGUGGGAACCAUCACCCCUCCAAGACGCCUCGACUCCUGCAGUCACCCCAAGGCUGUGUCAUCACCAUCUCAAGGUGACAGAAAGGGAGGAAGAUCCUGGCUGACACUGCUGCAUAUGGCUGAGAACAGCGUCCACUGUGACAUCCCAACUUCUGAUAGGGAUGUGGGAUUCCAGAAACCUGUGGGCUGCUGUUGCAAAAACAGUGCCCAGGAUGCGGGGCCUUACCCUGCCUUCGAGGCCCAGCAAGGGGUUGAGAGGAUCCAUUUUCUCAACAGGACCCAGCCCCGUCCCAGGCAGAAGCUGGAGUUGUGCGAAUACAGCGAGGAGGUGGACAAGGAGUCCCCAGAUGCUGACCCUUGGCUUCCUGCCUGGACCCCAAAGGGCGGCACCCAUGGGAGCCCACUCGCCUUGGGGCCUCCCCAGGUUGACAACUGGAAUGUGACAGGCUACCGGAGCGAGAUCCUAGGGCUCAGCCCCUCCCUCUUCAGGUCCCCGGGGAAACUGCUGCCAGAACAGAUCCUGGAGGAUGGCACCGAGUACCUGACCCAAGCUCUCUUUGAAGAAGUAGUCUUAGAUGCUGUGUCUUCACCUUCUGCCUGCACGCUUGAGGGACCACAGAAGAAGGACACACCCCCUGAGGCCCCCGAAGACCUUCCUGACUCCCACAGCCAGUGCCGGUCCUUGGUCUCGCUGGACCACUGCUACCUGUCGCUGAGUGAGAACAGCAAGGUGCCGUCCAGCCCCAGCUCGGAGGACACGGACACAGACUCGGUGUGGAGGCAGCAGGAGGAUGCUCAGGCCAACCUCGAGGGCCUGCAAUCCUCCAGCGAUGAGGAUGAGGACUGUACGUGGCCCCCCACCUGGCAGGCCUCGGCCCUGCCCGCAGCCGGGAGGAAGGCCCGCGGGGGCAGGGCGGGCAGGGGCCUGGUGAAGCCCAAGGAGAGCAAGCAAGCCCCCUGCCCCACCCAGAUGAAGAAGAAGUGUGUCAACGGCUUCAUCAUGUUCUGCAGGAUGAACCGGAAGCAGUACAUCAGAGCCUGCCCUGGGAUCGCAUCCACGUCUGCCACCAAGGAGCUGGCCCAACUCUGGCGGGUGAUGACCCUGAAGGAGCGGAGACCAUACUGCGCCAAAGCGCGCAGGUUCAGCCGCCGGCACAACCGGAUCGUGAAGAAGGACAGCUCCAGCAGCGAGGACGAGGACUGGGAGACCCCCAAGCCCUUCUACCAGCUGCUGGCUGAGAAGGCCCGCAGCUCCGCAGGCCCCGCCUCUCUGCCGCCCCCUCACCGCGCGUGA
Molecule: messenger RNA, 1800 nt
Organism: Physeter macrocephalus (sperm whale)
Lineage: Eukaryota; Metazoa; Chordata; Mammalia; Artiodactyla; Physeteridae
Gene: MEIOSIN
Product: meiosis initiator
Exons: 14
Coding region: 1-1800 (599 amino acids)
Molecular function (GO): protein dimerization activity
Source: RefSeq, a predicted model, not a curated record